UAUGAAGAAUGUUGAUUAUCUUAGAGUUAUACCAAGGUUACCUAACGCUAGAAUUUGUUUAUCAAAUCUUGUAGAAUUCAUGCCUAAAUGUGUUGAUGAUGAAACUUAUCAAGAAUAUUAUUCAAAAAUUUGUAAAAAAAUAAAAAUAUUAAAACUUCAAGAUUUGAAUACUGGUAACCUUGGAGCAAUUUCAUUAAUAACAUCACAAUCUUCCUUGGAACAUAUAGUAAUUUCCAAUUAUUCAUCAUAUAUGGCUGGAAAUGCUAUUCAUAAAAUAUUCGCAGCUUUGGAAUCUCAAGCACCUCAUUUGAAAUCGAUAGUUAUAAAAAAUUCAUUUAUUCAAGAUAAUCAUGUACCAUCAAAAGUAUUUUGUUGGCCGGAAUUAGAAGAGUUGAGGAUUGAAAAUAGUGAUCAAAAUUUGGUAAAAAUGCCACUUGGUGUGGGACCAUUUCCAAAAUUAAAAAAGAUUUUUAUUGGACAACAAUUUAUUCCAGUAGAUCUUGAACAGUUACUUAAAAAUACAUUGAAACAAGAUGAAGAAAAUAUUAAUGGAGAUAAUAAUAAUACCGAAAACGAAAACGAAAAUAAGGGAUCUAAUGAUGAUGAAGGAGGAUAUGUAUAUGAAUCACAAUUAACACAUAUUAAUUUAAAUAUUCAAAUUCAUUCAGUAGAAUUAUCCACAAUUUUACGAACCAUAGGCACAUUUUGUAGUCAAAAUUUAAUUCAUUUUGAAUCGACCAUUGAUUUUCAUUCGAUCCCAUUACUUUUUAAUCUUUUACAAUCAUGUCCAAAAUUAGAAACACUUUCUAUAUGGAACCCAUUUUUUAAUCAAUAUACAGAUGAUGAUUAUCGUAUGUUGGUUAAUUACUUUCCAAAAACGUUAAAAACGUUUAUUAUUACAAUGUAUAAAGAUAUUUCUUAUACUAGCUUAAAAAUUUUGUUAAAAGAAAUGUCGGUAAAACUUGAUGUAUUGGAUUUUGGAAGUUGUAAGAAACUUGAUCCCAAAAGCGUUGAAAUCAUUGGCGAAUGUGCAAAAGAAAAUUUAAUGAAUAUGCCAAGAAAAAUAAUAUUUAAUAAGAAUAAUUUCGAAUUUUGGUGCCUUGAAUUUCAAGAAAAAUUUUUAGAAUUACAAACUGUGGGUGUUAGGUUAUGUGAAUAUCAUGAUGAUGCGAGAAGUGAGAAUGAGAUUUAUUUUAUUUGUGAUUAA
Messenger RNA from Racocetra persica, 1207 nucleotides. The record is from the annotation of a GenBank genome assembly. NCBI's taxonomy places the organism in Eukaryota, Fungi, Glomeromycota, Glomeromycetes, Diversisporales, Gigasporaceae.